AUGGAGUGCAACAAAGAAGAGGGUCUAAGAGCCAAGGAAUUGGCUGAGAUGAAGAUGAAUAACAAGGAUUAUGCGGGAGCACGAACAAUGGUCAUUAAGGCCCAAAGACUAUUCCCAAGUAUAGAAAAUAUCAGUCAUAUGCUAACUGUAUGUCAAGUACACUGUUCUGCUGAGUGCAAAGUACUUGGGUCCUAUCCAGACUGGUAUGGCAUCCUUCAGAUUGAGCAAAAUGCUGACGAAGCAUCCAUUAAGAAACAGUUCAGAAAGCUCGCCCUCCAAUUUCAUCCUGAUAAGAACAAGUUUCCUGGUGCAGAAGCUGCCUUUAAAUUGAUCGAAGAAGCACAGAGGUUUCUUUGUGACCAGUCAAAACGGUCACAAUUUGAUAUGAAGCUUAAGACUAUGAGACAUGGUCAAUAG
Papaver somniferum (opium poppy) is the source of this 417-nucleotide messenger RNA. Its product is annotated as dnaJ homolog subfamily B member 12-like. The transcript has a single exon. Bases 1 to 417 code for a protein of 138 amino acids. The record is from RefSeq and is a predicted model, not a curated record. NCBI's taxonomy places the organism in Eukaryota, Viridiplantae, Streptophyta, Magnoliopsida, Ranunculales, Papaveraceae.